Messenger RNA from Babesia sp. Xinjiang, 1737 nucleotides. RefSeq lists its product as uncharacterized. Gene Ontology annotation, biological process: regulation of DNA-templated transcription. Lineage: Eukaryota; Apicomplexa; Aconoidasida; Piroplasmida; Babesiidae. Gene Ontology annotation, molecular function: DNA-binding transcription factor activity. The record is from RefSeq and is a predicted model, not a curated record. Bases 1 to 1737 code for a protein of 578 amino acids. The transcript has a single exon.
AUGAUCACUGAUUCUGGUAUGUCCCUAAAUUCCUCGGGGUUUCCCCCGUGUACUAAGUACGGUGACAUACCUCCUGCCUUACCUCUUGAGGAAUAUUCUGGUAUGGAAGGUACGUUAUGCAGUAACAGGACAGAUGGUUAUCCCAUUGAUAUGUAUGGUGAUGCUGCGACAAAGCGUUCAUCUUCAUUGAGGGAUUGUGUGACAAAUUACGAAUCUUAUCCAGUGGAUCAAACUCCAUUUGUUGAUCGUACUCAUUGUAAGACUUUUGACAAAUGUUUCGUUGACACUGAGACAGUGGACACGGCGGCUGACACUACUUCCUUACCUGAGACGGACUACCCUAUAGAUUCAUUUGAUAUAUACACUAAUGAUGGCAAUGGUCGUUAUUUGAACCAUGUUGCUCGUGGUACACCCGCUGUGCCUGAAGAUGGAUCAUAUGAUACUGUUCGUCCUGUAAUUCGUCUAAAGAGUACAUCGGAUUCCAACGCUGCUAUUGAUACUAGUGGGCAUUACAAAGUUUCUGCUCCUGCUACUAAUAGUACUAACGUCCGUACAAAGCGUUUAUAUCCAUGUGCUUGUCAGGGUAACGGUUUUGAGCCAGGUCACAAUUUGGAAGAUUUUAUGCGUUCAUCUGGUCAAUUGUACCACCCAUUUUAUAAAUCAGGUGUGCGUCAUGAUGGUUCUCUACAAUGUUCUAGUGAUGUUAUGGUAACUACUCCUUCAUUUUCUGGGAGUAUAGAUCAGCCUAUUAUGCGUCCAUUUGGUGUACCUGGCAGUUUACCUUCGUCCCAGAAUACCGACACGCAGUCUGAUAAUUCGGAUUUAUUUUUAACACCACCAUUAUCAAGUACAUCAUCAUGUUUUGCUCGUAAUUAUCAUGGUACAUCAAACUAUUGCGUGUACGUGGGUUCAGAAACCAACAGGUUGGCAUGUGGCUGCAAUAUAGCUCGUCCUAGUGGUGGUAACUGUCACGUAAGUCGGUGUCCUUUGGUGACAUCUGAAUUGGAGCCUUGUACUGAGCAUUGGCCGGUUUCAGGUUCAUCAAAUUUGCAAUCAUUGGUUCGUCGUCUUCACUGUGUGGUUGAGCGAUACAAGAGUUCUUCAAGUUGUUGUGAUGAGGCUAAGAUGGUUGUUGCUCCGGUUACUGCGCGUCGUUGGCCUAACGAGGGUCGUGUUAUGCGUGGUGGAUCUAGUGAUACAUUGUUGAACCGUAGUUUUGAAUACAGUAAGCGUAGUUGUACGGUUUCUAGUGAGUUUUCAGUUGCGCGUGAGGAUAACCCUACUCCGGAUUAUUACGUGCAGACUAGUUACGAGGAUUCUCCUUAUGACAAUAACUUUACUACUGGUGAUGUUGAGGCUCCGGUGUUACCUCGUAAGAGUCACUGUUCACCCAAGAGUAACUUUGGUCGUGAGCUUGAGAGCUCAUCUCGUAAUGAGUUUGGUCGUUUUGUGUCGACGUUAACUACGUCUCCGGGUUCCACUCCUGAGACUCGCACGCAAUACACUACGCCUAAGCCUAAGAAGAAGAGCACGCCUAGUAACACGCAAAACGGUGAGAAGGUGAGCGGUGUUUGGUACGAUGCUAACCGUCAUUUAUGGCGUGUUGUUUAUAUGAAGGGUAACAAGCGUAAGACUCAAGGUUUUAGUUCUAUUAAGCUUGGUUACGAGGAAGCUCGUCGUAAAGCGAUUGAGAUGCGUCACGAAAUGGUGGCUCUUCGUCGUACAGAUAAGAUUUAG